This is a messenger RNA of Lithohypha guttulata, 1038 nucleotides long. It is a transcript of the gene RPL3, whose product is annotated as 60S ribosomal protein L3. The record is from RefSeq and is a predicted model, not a curated record. The transcript has 3 exons. Gene Ontology annotation, biological process: translation. Lineage: Eukaryota; Fungi; Ascomycota; Eurotiomycetes; Chaetothyriales; Trichomeriaceae. Gene Ontology annotation, molecular function: RNA binding; structural constituent of ribosome. Gene Ontology annotation, cellular component: cytosolic large ribosomal subunit; ribosome. Bases 1 to 1038 code for a protein of 345 amino acids.
AUGGGCUACAAAGCCGGUAUGACCACCAUCGUCCGAGAUCUCGACCGACCAGGUGCCAAGAUGCACAAGAAGGAGAUUGUCGAGGCUGUUACAGUCGUCGAGACGCCACCAAUGAUCGUUGUUGGUCUCGUUGGUUACGUUGAGACUCCACGAGGCCUCCGAUCCCUCACCACCGUCUGGGCCGACCACCUUAGCGACGAACUCCGCCGACGAUUCUACAAGAACUGGUACAAGUCGAAGAAGAAGGCUUUCACCAAGUACGCCAAGAAGCACGCUGAGAAGGGCGCCUCUACUUCCCGAGAAGUCGAACGAAUCAAGAAAUACUGCCAGGUCGUCCGAGUACUCGCUCACACUCAGAUCUCAAAGACUCCUCUUACACAAAAGAAGGCGCACUUGAUGGAAAUCCAGGUCAAUGGUGGCAGCACUGCUGACAAAGUUGACUUCGGGUACGGUCUAUUCGAGAAGCCAGUAUCCAUCGACACCAUCUUCGAGCAAGAUGAGAUGAUCGAUGCUAUUGCUGUUACCAAAGGUCACGGUUUCACAGGUGUCACAUCGCGAUGGGGUACCAAGAAGCUCCCACGAAAGACGCACAAAGGUCUCCGAAAGGUUGCUUGCAUUGGUGCAUGGCAUCCUUCCCACGUCCAGUGGACUGUUGCUCGUGCCGGUCAGGACGGUUACCACCACAGAACAUCUUGCAACCACAAGGUUUACAGAAUUGGCAAAGGCUCAGAUGAGAAGAACGCCGCCACUGACUACGAUGUCGUCAACAAGACCAUCACACCAAUGGGUGGUUUCGUCCGAUACGGUGAGGUCAAGAACGACUUCGUACUCCUCAAGGGCUCAGUCCCAGGUGUCAAGAAGCGAGUCAUCACCCUCCGAAAGUCUAUGUACACACACACUUCCCGCAAAGCCCUCGAAAAGGUCGAGCUCAAAUGGAUCGACACCUCGUCCAAGUUCGGCCACGGUGCUUACCAGACUCCACAAGAGAAGAAGCAAUUCUUGGGUACGCUCAAGAAGGACCUCGUUGCUUCUUCGUAG